AUGUCGUGGAGCGGACCUGUGACGGGUGCGACGCCUUUCCAGCAACAAUCAUAUGCCAACGGUCAGCCAUAUGGCCAGCACCCACCCUAUCAAUACGGACAGCAACCAGGACAGCAGCCAGGAUACGGACAAUAUCAGCCAGGAGCGGCUUACCCGCCAGCCGGCCCACCCCACCGGGCUCCUCAUGUUCAGCCGCCAAAGAAAAAGGGAAAUCCUAUAAUUACCCGGUAUCCUCCUCCCCCAGGCUACCGUGGACCGGCGCAGCCUCAGGGUCCUUUUGGCUCCAAUCAGUUUCCCAAUCAGUAUCAACCGCCGCAGCCAGCAUUUUCACAGGCACAAGCAGCACCUCCAACUUACCCACAGCAAGGUUACACUGCUCCUGCUGCGCACCAAAACUAUUCUGCCCAAGGUUCUGGCCAGCCGCCGCCUCAAGCCUCCAACUAUCCACAGCCCUCGUAUCCACAAGCACAACCUAACUAUCAAUGGCCACAACCAGGUUACCCAUCAAACCCAGGCUACUCGCAGCCUCUGAACCAGCCCUAUGCACCACCUCAGAGCCACUAUCAAGGCUAUCAACCCCAGCAUCAAGCUGCUAAUCCCAACCAGCAGGUUUACGGCCAGAAUUCAGCGUGGUCGCAACAGCAUGCGCAAGCAUCUUAUCAGCCGAACCAAUACAGCUUAAGCAACGGACUACCCCACGAUGCUCACCCUGCGCCAGAUCCUCAUGCCACGCCAACUCAAGCGACUGUUCAUCUUAACACAGCCCAUCCUCUUCCACCAUCUAACCAGUCAACCAGUGCUGUAAGUGAGGAAAGUUCGAGCGAGAAGCCACAACUAUUUCUUGCCUGGGACGAUUGGGAUUUCGACUUCGAUGGUGCGAUAUGGCCGAAGAGUAAUGAACCUGUCGAUCCGGCGUUGAGUCUCGGAGUCAUUAUCUGGCACCCCGCAAAGCAGGUGACACGUGCAUUACCCUCAACCUUCGCCGAGGCCGAGGCAGAAGCUCUGAAACCCACGCCGGAGAAACUGGACAACGGAGAUUCAGUGUCCAUGUACUUCACAGCUGACAACUCGCAUGAGGCCUUCUUGAACGUUAGACAGACGGAUGAGUGGGAAACACUCAAGGACGACCCAGUCUUUGUCGAGUUCACAGAUGAGGAGAUGCGAUCAAAUCUAGUCUCAUUAGAGGACUGCAUUGCCCAGCGAGACCGUCCAGACGAAUUAUACAAGGAGGCACGACAGGACGAAGAUCUAGAGAUGCGCGACGCUACAUGGGACAUCAUGGAUAACCUCGAGCAAGCACUUGCUACUAACAAUGGAGUCGCAAAACCAACUGCCAUGAAAUCUGAGACAGCUUCUCCUCAACAGCUAAGCCAGGAAGACAUUCUUGCUAAGUUGGGUGUGACUGGGACUCCGAAGCCACCAUCGAAUGAGCCGAUCUCAUUACCGUUGUCAGCCUCUGAUUCGAAGCCCCCUGCAUCGCUUCCAGGGAAGCCAUCGUUGGCUCCUCCUGCAAUGACUACCGAGCCUGUUCUUCCACCACAACGUGCGCAAUCUUUUGGAGGGCACCGUAACAAUGGGCAUGGACCUCCGCCUCCUCGGCCCUAUGGUUCUAUGUCCUCUUCCGCCAACUCAAGGCCUCCUCCGCCACCUCCACCCCCUGAAGAACAGCGGUACGAUCCUUGGAAUGCGCCUCAGCGUAGUGGCCAUGGCCUUGAUGGCUCUAGGGGCAGCCCAGCGCCCUCCGAAGGAAGCAACCAUACAAUGGCAGGGUCUGACUUUGAACCCGAAAACCUCGACAGCGGGACACAGCAAGACACGCCGGCUGCACCCUCACUCGGUCAAGGCGAUAGCUCCAUCUCUCGGAAGAGGAGCUACGAGGAUGCCGAUCAUGAGCAUGAGCGUUUGCGGCAGCAAGAGGACCACAGCAAACGGAAGAGGCGCUCUCAGGUUGACGCCGCAUAUAGGUAA
This is a messenger RNA of Alternaria atra, 1968 nucleotides long. RefSeq lists its product as uncharacterized. The record is from RefSeq and is a predicted model, not a curated record. Lineage: Eukaryota; Fungi; Ascomycota; Dothideomycetes; Pleosporales; Pleosporaceae. Bases 1 to 1968 code for a protein of 655 amino acids. The transcript is spliced from 2 exons.